This is a messenger RNA of Cutaneotrichosporon cavernicola, 1197 nucleotides long. RefSeq lists its product as uncharacterized. Gene Ontology annotation, molecular function: RNA helicase activity; ATP binding; RNA binding. The record is from RefSeq and is a predicted model, not a curated record. Bases 1 to 1197 code for a protein of 398 amino acids. The transcript has 4 exons. Lineage: Eukaryota; Fungi; Basidiomycota; Tremellomycetes; Trichosporonales; Trichosporonaceae.
AUGGCAGACAACAACGAGAACGGCCUCGAGCUUUCGGCCGACCUUAUCGAGUCCAACUGGGACCAGGUCGUCGACAACUUCGACAACAUGGACCUCAAGCCCGAGCUCCUCCGUGGUGUCUACGCCUACGGUUUCGAGCGCCCGUCUGCUAUUCAGCAGCGCGCUAUCAUGCCCAUCAUUACUGGCCGUGACGUUAUCGCCCAGGCCCAGUCGGGUACCGGCAAGACUGCCACCUUCUCCAUCUCCAUUCUUCAGCGCAUUGACACCACCGUCAAGCGCACCCAGGCCCUCAUCCUUGCUCCCACCCGUGAGCUUGCGCAGCAGAUCCAGAAGGUCGUCAUUGCCCUUGGUGACUACCUCAACAUCGACUGCCACGCCUGUGUUGGUGGCACUGCCAUCCGUGAGGACAUUGCCAAGCUCAACGACGGCCCUCACGUCGUUGUCGGCACUCCCGGCCGUGUCUUCGACAUGAUCAACCGUGGUGCCCUCAAGACGGACGCUGUUAAGAUGUUCUGCCUUGACGAGGCCGACGAGAUGCUCUCGACUGGCUUCAAGGACGCCAUCUACGACAUCUUCCAGCUCCUCCCCGCCGAGACCCAGGUUGUCCUCCUCUCGGCUACCAUGCCCACCGACGUCCUCGAGGUCACCAAGAAGUUCAUGCGUGACCCCAUCCGUAUCCUCGUCAAGCGUGACGAGCUUACCCUCGAGGGUAUUCGUCAGUUCUACAUCGCCGUUGAGAAGGAGGAGUGGAAGCUCGACACUCUCUGCGACCUCUACGAGACCGUCACCAUCACCCAGGCCGUCAUCUUCUGCUCCACUCGCCGCAAGGUCGACUGGCUCACGCAGAAGCUCCACGAGCGCGAGUUCACUGUCUCCGCCAUGCACGGUGACAUGGACCAGGCUCAGCGUGAGGUCAUCAUGAAGGAGUUCCGCUCGGGCUCGUCGCGUGUCCUCAUCGCCACUGACCUCCUCGCCCGUGGUAUCGACGUCCAGCAGGUCUCGCUCGUCAUCAACUACGACCUCCCCGCCUCGAAGGAGAACUACAUCCACCGCAUCGGUCGUGGUGGUCGUUUCGGCCGUAAGGGUGUUGCUAUCAACUUCGUCACCACCGACGAUGCUAAGAUGCUUCGUGAGAUCGAGGCGUUCUACAACACCCAGGUCGACGAGAUGCCCCUCAACGUCGCCGACCUUAUUUAA